Molecule: messenger RNA, 3374 nt
Organism: Larimichthys crocea (large yellow croaker)
Lineage: Eukaryota; Metazoa; Chordata; Actinopteri; Sciaenidae
Product: myelin-associated glycoprotein
Exons: 10
Coding region: 166-2436 (756 amino acids)
Source: RefSeq, a predicted model, not a curated record
UACAAAUUAUAGUUGGAUUUACUUUCAGCAAUAAAGUUCCAAAGUUACAGGAAGGAAUAGUUAAGAAACAAUCUUUUCUUCUUUUAUUUUUAACUACAGUUAAACAGAAAAUCAUUUUUGUGUGUCCAGUACUUCUCUGUAGGAUUAUCAACCUGAUAGAAAAGCAUGACAGGUGCUGUAAGGCUUUUCCUCAUAUGCUGUCUACUUCAAGGUAUCUUAUGCCAACACUGGGCAGCCUUCAUGCCUCAGACAGUAGAGGGACUGAGUGGAUCCUGUGUGAUCAUCCCCUGCACUUUCAGCUUGCCCUCAGGUUGGGAUCAACACCUGGAUGAUUCCUGUAAAGCCAUUUGGAAGCGGGGCAGCUGGAGUCGAACACAGGUGUUUGAUUCCAGCCUCACUGGAGCGAGCGCAAGCUUAAACAUCCUGCAAGGAAACCUAACAGGUGUCCUGCACGAGAAGGACUGCACCACCAUCUUCAACAACCUACCAUCGAACCAUUACGACAACUAUUACUUCAGACUGCAGUGUGAGAACGAUCUCAAGUUCAACUUUCAAACAAGUGUCAUUAUCACCGCUCAAGAUUCACCGCCCAGACCGAUUAUAACUCCAUCCAGGCUGGAGGUCGAGGAAGGGACUCCAGUGAGGUUGAACUGCUCGGCUGCAGCUGCCUGUCCCAUUCUUCCUCCAGAUCUGACAUGGACCCCCAGUAUAGGUGACACUGAGGAGAACAUGGAAAACAGAUUAAUGACCUCUGUCAUGAACUUCACCGCUUCUUACCUCCACAACGGACAGAAGUUCUCAUGCUCCGUACUUUACAGCAGACAAGGUGGCAACAGCGAUAUUCUGUAUGAAAAAAGUUUGACCCUUCGUGUUCUUUAUCCUCCAAAUAACACAUCAGUCACUUACUCUGGUCCUGUAAAAGAGGGCAGCUCAGUGACUCUGACCUGCAACACAAAUGCAAAUCCAGUUGUGGACGGCUACACCUGGUACAAAGUGGACGGCGAUGAGGUGACAGCAGUGGGUUCAAAGAAGACGCUUUCAACUACAGUCUCAGAAGUUGACAGCCAAUUUUACUGCAAAGUCAGUAACAAAUAUGGUGCCCAGAACUCAUCCGUUACUCAGAUCGACGUACAAUUUUCUCCUAAGGAAACCACAGUAGUCGUCGACCCUGAUGGUCCAAUACUGGAGGGCACAUCUGUUACUCUGUUCUGUAGGAGCCGAGCCAACCCACCUGUGACCAACUAUACCUGGCACAAAGACGACGAAGAGGAUCAGGAGUCUGGUUCGAUCUUAGUUAUAAACAGUGUCGACCCGAGCCAUAGCGGUGACUACCACUGUGCAACAAGAAACGAGCUGGGAGAGGAAGUUUCAGCAGCGAUUCAGCUGGACAUUCAAUAUCCCCCGAAGAACACCUCGGUUUCGGUUGACCCCUCUGGUCCAGUGCUGGACGGCAGCUCUGUAACUCUAACCUGCACAAGCGUUGCCAAUCCAGCAGCAGUUAACUUCACCUGGUUCAGAGUGGCUGGACGAGAAAAGGAGAUGGUGGGCUCUGAGCAAGACUUCAUCUUCAAUGUGACUAAACUCUCAGAGGAUCAGUACUACUGUGAAGCUCUGAAUGUCCAUGGAACUGAAUCCUCAGAGCCUGCAAGUCUGGAUGUCACAUUUGCUCCAGACAUCCUGCCUUCUUCCCGCUGCAUCAAGAUUUUAUCUCAGAUUCGAUGUUACUGCGACAGCCAGGGGAACCCUCUUCCAUCCUUGGUUUGGGAAUUGGCCGGGGAGCCUGUCAACCACUCUGCUGAUAUCCCAAUCAGGGAGGUUCCUCAAGGGAGCGUGGGCAUGAGGAGCUGUAUCACCUUGUACCAUCUGGACGGAGACAUGCCCUCUUUAGUCUGCCUCAGCAUUAACUCACUGGGCUCUGAGAGAUUUGUCUUUAACGUGUCCGCCAGUGAAACCCAGCUAGGCCUCCAUACUGAGUCUCUUUUGAUCGGCUCUGCGGCAGGAGCUCUGGGGAUGAUGCUGGUGUGCAUCCCACUGCUGCUUUUCUUUUGCAGGAGAAGGAAAGGAAGCCUUUCACCCAACAAGGGAUCAGUGGAUACAUCAGACUUUUUAGCUACUAAUGAGACCAACUCUUCACAAAUGCUUUAUGCCAAUAAAGCUAACCUGGAAAGGGGAGGAGUAGCUGAGGACAAACCCCUCAACUACGUCAAACUAGACUUUGCUGAACUCCAGGCCAAGUCGGACGGUAAGCUCGGGGAAGGGGAGAUCGGAGGCCCUGCCUCCAAGAUGACGGAGUAUGCCCAGAUCCGUCAGCACUCUGGAGGAAGCAACAGAGAAGAUGCAAAGGAAGUGACAGUGACAGUUACUGAUACUCAUUUGGGACCAGAGAAAGACACUAAUGGCCUCAUGGGACAGGUCAGUGAAAAGGCUGUGGUUUAACUUUUGAGGAAAUGAUGGCAGAAACACAUGAAUCUGGGCUUCAAACUGCUGCAGGACUUCUGAUGUCCCACUUCAGUUUUAUGCAGUCAGUGCUGCCCAGUUGAUCAGAACACACACUACACACUUGUAAGCUUCAAAUUGAGCUCUUUCUUGUUUCUUUACUGAAAAAUCUAGCAAAACAAAAACACCAUAAAAAUGAUUUUAAAUGCAGUAGAUAGUUACCUCAUGAUACAAGUGUCAGAGCUGAACCUUUAACGUCCCCACAAUCAAUCAUAACAGUAAAUGUUCCCUUUAAACUAAAAAUCCCUUUAGACCUUUAUUCUUCUCUGUCAAUGUUUGCAUUUAAUAUUUCAAUGCUAACUUUUGUCUUACAGCUGUGUUAAUUUAUUAUUUAAACCCUUUUCUGUGCAGUUCGAAAUAAAGCGAGUGCACAGAGUGAAAACACUUUUUUUUUAUUGUGAGUGAAAAUACAUUUUAUAUUACUGAUCAUUUUACAUAGUUUUUUUUUCUGAAAAUACAUAAAUACAUUUGUGCACCUCGAUCAAAACAAAGAAAAGUACAAUAACAAUAGCUGAAGUCAAAGCAUGUUAUGAAUCGGAGCAUCAUGCGUAUAACACAUUGUUUCAACAUGCAUAUUUCAGAAACAAGCCUCGGUAAAGCAGCGGCUGCGCAGCAUUACAACAUGUCGUCUUGUGUUGGAAGAUGUUCAAAAAUGUCAUUAAACUGUUAUAAAUGCGAACAUUUUCCCACUUUCUUUUCUAACUCUUGAACAAAUAUGUCAAAAUGGACUUUUAUUUAUAUUCCAUUGUGACAUGGUUUUGGAGGUUUGGAUUAAGCUCUUAACGUUGUCACUGUCCUCCCUUCUGUUUGGUACUUGUUAAAUGAAUCGGUAGAAAAAACAUCAUCUAAUGUAAAAACAGGACAGUAAAACCUUUUUU